Molecule: messenger RNA, 3918 nt
Organism: Piliocolobus tephrosceles (Ugandan red Colobus)
Lineage: Eukaryota; Metazoa; Chordata; Mammalia; Primates; Cercopithecidae
Gene: SNX9
Product: sorting nexin 9
Exons: 19
Coding region: 364-2226 (620 amino acids)
Biological process (GO): mitotic cell cycle; plasma membrane tubulation; cleavage furrow formation
Cellular component (GO): plasma membrane; cytoplasmic vesicle
Molecular function (GO): phosphatidylinositol binding; protein binding
Source: RefSeq, a predicted model, not a curated record
CCCAGGGCGCGCUUCCGCCGGGCGCCGCGCGCGCCGCGGUAAAUGGGAGGCUCGGCCGGCAGGGGCGGGGGCCGCGCAGCCGGGGACUUUCAGGAACUGCAGGAGCGGGCGGCGCGGGAGUAGCCGAGCGCCCAGCGGCUGGGCCUGAGCGUCGAGACUCGGGGCCGAGGCGGAGGAGCGGCCGCCGCGCCGGGGCCCAGCCGGAGCCGCCGCCCUCGCCCUUGCCUUCGCCCGCGCGGCUCAGAAUCACCAUCCGCGGCGCAGGAGACAAGCCGGCCGUCCCGGGCCGGGGGACCCGCCCGCCAUGGCCACCAAGGGUCUUUAAGAUGAAGAGCAUCCCCCAAUGAUUAAGAGAGGCACAAGAUGGAAAUACAGAUUUUAUUACCUGCAGACCCUGGGAGUACACAGCAUGCCUGGAGGUCACACACAGGAUGGUCCGGGAGCUUGAAGGCUCGGGUUAUGUAUGAUUUUGCUGCUGAACCUGGAAAUAAUGAACUGACAGUUAAUGAAGGAGAAAUCAUCACAAUCACAAAUCCGGAUGUAGGUGGAGGAUGGCUGGAAGGAAGAAACAUCAAAGGAGAACGAGGGCUGGUUCCUACGGAUUAUGUUGAAAUUUUACCCAGUGAUGGAAAAGAUCAAUUUUCUUGUGGAAAUUCAGUGGCUGACCAAGCCUUCCUUGAUUCUCUCUCAGCCAGCACAGCUCAGGCCAGUUCGUCGGCUGCCAGCAACAAUCACCAGGUUGGCAGUGGCAGUGACCCGUGGUCAGCCUGGAGUGCCUCCAAAUCCGGGAACUGGGAAAGCUCAGAAGGCUGGGGGGCCCAGCCAGAGGGGACUGGAGCCCAAAGAAACACAAACACUCCCAACAACUGGGACACUGCCUUCGGCCACCCCCAGGCCUACCAAGGACCAGCAACUGGUGAUGAUGAUGACUGGGAUGAAGACUGGGAUGGGCCCAAGUCCUCUUCCUACUUUAAGGAUUCGGAAUCAGCCGAUGCAGGCGGCUCUCAGCGAGGAAACAGUCGUGCCAGCUCCUCAUCCAUGAAAAUUCCCCUUAACAAAUUUCCUGGAUUUGCGAAACCUGGCACGGAACAGUAUUUGUUGGCCAAACAACUAGCAAAACCCAAAGAGAAAAUUCCCAUCAUUGUUGGAGAUUAUGGCCCAAUGUGGGUUUAUCCUACCUCUACAUUUGACUGUGUGGUAGCAGAUCCCAGGAAAGGCUCCAAAAUGUAUGGUCUGAAGAGCUACAUUGAGUAUCAGCUAACACCCACUAACACUAAUCGAUCUGUAAACCACAGGUAUAAGCACUUUGACUGGUUAUAUGAGCGUCUCCUGGUUAAGUUUGGGUCAGCCAUUCCAAUCCCUUCUCUUCCAGACAAACAAGUCACAGGCCGCUUUGAAGAGGAAUUUAUCAAAAUGCGCAUGGAGAGACUUCAGGCCUGGAUGACCAGGAUGUGUCGCCAUCCAGUAAUCUCUGAAAGUGAAGUUUUCCAGCAGUUCCUAAAUUUCCGAGAUGAGAAGGAAUGGAAAACUGGAAAGAGGAAGGCUGAGAAAGAUGAGCUGGCGGGAGUCAUGAUAUUUUCCACCAUGGAGCCAGAGGCACCUGACUUGGACUUAGUAGAAAUAGAGCAGAAGUGUGAGGCUGUGGGGAAGUUCACCAAGGCCAUGGAUGACGGCGUGAAGGAGCUGCUGACGGUGGGGCAGGAGCACUGGAAGCGCUGCACGGGGCCAUUGCCCAAGGAAUAUCAGAAGAUAGGAAAGGCCUUGCAGAGUUUGGCCACAGUGUUCAGUUCUAGCGGCUAUCAAGGUGAAACAGAUCUCAAUGAUGCAAUAACAGAAGCAGGAAAGACUUAUGAAGAAAUUGCCAGUCUCGUGGCAGAACAGCCAAAGAAAGAUCUCCAUUUCCUGAUGGAAUGUAAUCACGAGUAUAAAGGUUUUCUUGGCUGCUUCCCUGACAUCAUUGGCACUCACAAGGGAGCAAUAGAAAAGGUGAAAGAAAGUGACAAACUCGUUGCAACAAGUAAAAUCACCCCACAAGACAAACAGAACAUGGUGAAGAGAGUCAGCACCAUGUCUUACGCGUUGCAAGCUGAGAUGAAUCACUUUCACAGUAAUCGGAUCUAUGAUUACAACAGUGUCAUCCGCCUGUACCUGGAGCAGCAAGUGCAGUUUUACGAAACGAUUGCAGAAAAGCUGAGGCAGGCCCUCAGCCGUUUUCCGGUGAUGUAGGACAGAACGGGCCUUGAAGAGAAUGCUGAGCGCUUUCUCCUGACUUGGGGCAAUGCAAUUCAAAACUUUUUUUCCCCUAUUAUUCAGAAAAAAAAAGAAAACCAAAAAGAAACAGUUGCAAAAAACUGCGUUUAUUUUAUUAGCCACCCUAAACGCAUCAGUUAUUUAGGGAUGGUCUUUUGUUCAUUUCCGCAUCCAUUAUUUAAACCAGUGGAAAUCAUCUCUAUUUUUGGAAAGUACUUAAAAGUUACCAGAAUUUUCAAUGGAGAAUGAGGGGUUUCUCCCCACUGAUAUUUUACACAGAGUCAUAAUUUAUAUGUCUUAUAAAUUAUAUGUCUUAUAUAAUUUAUAAGUCUCCCACAAUCUUCCAGUUCUUACCUGGUGUCAGAUAAUUAAUUACUAAUUACUUUCUUAAAAAUACGAUCUAUGCCAGAAUAAAAAAUAUCUAUGUUUGUAUAUUUUUAUAACUCUUUUCAGUCCUCUGGGGUUCCUAUCAUUGAGGGAAGUCUUUAUGCCUUUCACUGCCACAGUUACGGCUCAAGUGCUUACACUUCAGGAUGGAGGAUGCCGGGGGCCCCCGAGGCUGCCAGCAACAUCAUGGUGUGUGGCAGGUGGGCCAUCCCAUGUCCCUCCAGGGGGACCCCACAGCCUGGCAGAUGAGCAGAUACCCCUGGCCACCCGUGUCCUCAGCGUCAUUUCUGAUGUGUUGCUCUCACGUGAGGACCAGUGCUUUCUCUCUUUGCACUUUCUUCCUAAUCAUGGUUAAGGCAGGUUUUAUGCCAUAAAGAAUACAUUAGAAGAAUUGAGGGACUUUUUAGAGAGUUUUGUGGCUUUGGUCUAACGGGUGAGUGGCUGUGCUCAGGAGGGCCUAGGGGGAGGAGGGCACCACACCCAGCACCCCGGAGCCUCUCGUCCCUUCUUAUUCUUUGGCUGCUCUUCCAACGUGAUGAGAAGGGCUGUUGCAGGGAUGGCACACUGCUUGAUUUGGAUGGCGGGUUCAUGGCCAGUUGGUGUAAUCAGCAAAGAGAAAAAGCACAGUUUAGCACCCCUGCCCUCCCCAUUAGAUGGAAAAGUGUAGGGACUGAGAAGGGUUGCAGCCUGAACAGCGUACAGAAUCCUGAGGACUUUGAGAUUGGAAAGAAAGAACAGACCAGUGCCCUUCCUGACUACAUCCAAAACUUCACACAGGAUGUUUCUGAGCACCAGCACUUCAGUUAAUGGCAUAAAGCAAAACAGGACCUUGGCACACCUACAGCUCUAACUCAACACUGGCAGCCACCGUCUCACUUCUGCGGAGGAGCGCUUCCAUCUCCCACAGGUGCCUUACUGCGUUCCCUCCCACUGCUUUCAUUUUUCUGACCUAAUAAUUAUGGGAAAUGGAAAGUCUGGGCCAGCGUAAAUAAAAUGACACCAAAAAUAAGUAGAUGAGGAAAUCAAAUGAAUAUGAGAACAUCUUGUUCUUUAAUAUCACAGGUUUUUGUUAAUGUUUCAUAAGUAAUUUUCCCCACUUGAUUUUUCUUCUAUAAAAUCCCAUAAAACAAUGUUUAUGCUAUAGCCAUUUAAUAUAUGUACAAAUUGUAAAGAAUAUGUAUAAAUGUUUUACACGAAUGUAAGAGCAUGUAGAAGCCAACAUACAAAUAAAUUGUUUAAAAAAAACUGUACAGUAAAUUCUCAAAGCACUUUUUCAAAACA